Messenger RNA from Selaginella moellendorffii, 4852 nucleotides. RefSeq lists its product as uncharacterized. Gene Ontology annotation, biological process: mRNA splicing, via spliceosome; protein ubiquitination. The transcript is spliced from 6 exons. Gene Ontology annotation, molecular function: ubiquitin-protein transferase activity; RNA binding; RNA helicase activity. Lineage: Eukaryota; Viridiplantae; Streptophyta; Lycopodiopsida; Selaginellales; Selaginellaceae. The record is from RefSeq and is a predicted model, not a curated record. Gene Ontology annotation, cellular component: catalytic step 2 spliceosome. The coding region runs from base 15 to 4547 and encodes 1510 amino acids.
CGGAGCGAGCGUCCAUGGCGCGGGACGGUAAGCGCCAUCGCAGCAGUAGCCCGGAUCGCGGCGGCGGCGGCGGCGACAGGGACGAGGAUUCUAAGCAUCGUAAGUACUCCCAUCACCACAGCCGCGAUAGAGAUCGCGAUAGAGAUAGAGACAGAGAUAGCCGAGAUAGGGGUCGAGACCGGGAGAGAAGCAGCAGGGAGAGGAGCCGCAGCCCGGACAGGAGGGGGAGGAGCAGGCAUUCUUCACGCAGCCCAUCCCGUGACAAUGAGCCCGGCAGGCACAAUUCUUCCAGUAGAGCAUUUGGAAAGUGGAAGCAAAGGAGUCCCAAUCCUGGUGAGAAGUGGGAGAGACGCGAUGAGCAGCAGCAGCAGCAGCAGGAAGAGCUUGUGCCGAAUAGCAAAGAGCGCGAGCAGCUGGACAAGCAAUCGAUGAAAGCUCUGGCAGCGAUCCAGGACGGGAGUAAGAAAGCCAAGAGAGUGAUUGUCAAGCAGCGCGGCAAGUUCGACUGGGAGAACACCGAGGACACGUCCCAGGACAUGAUUCCUAUAUGCCACGGCCAGCUUCUCUUUGGACGGGGUUUCUAUGCCGGCAUGGAUCGACGAGAGCAAAAGAAGCAGUCGGCAAAGAUCGACCGGGAAUCCAAAGGACAGAUCGAACCCAAGUCACUGAAAUCGAGCUAUGAUCCUUUCGACGACAUGCCGGUGGACAGGCACUGGUCCGAGAAGGAGAUACACGAGAUGACGUCGAGAGACUGGAGGAUCUUUCGAGAGGACUAUAACAUUUCCUACAAGGGGUCGAGGUUCCCGAAUCCUGCUAGGAACUGGGAGGAGUCUGGGAUUUGCCCCGAGAUACUCAGGGCCGUGCAAGAAGCCGGAUACAAGAAGCCUACUCCCAUCCAGAUGGCUUCCAUUCCACUGGGACUCCAGCAGAGAGAUGUUAUUGGGAUCGCCGGGACUGGCUCCGGGAAGACGGCGGCCUUCGUGAUACCGAUGCUCAUGUACGUGUCCAGGCUUCCCAAGAUGACUUUGGAGAGAGCCAUCGAGGGGCCUUACGCGCUGGUGAUGGCUCCAACCACGGAGCUCGCGCAGCAGAUCCAGGAGGAGACCGUGAAGUUGGCGAAGUAUAUGGACAUCAACGUGCUGUCGCUCGUCGCCGGAGAAGCCAUCGGGGGGCAGAGCUCGAAGCUACUGCAAGGGUGUGAGAUCGUCAUCGCCACUCCGGGACGGCUCUUGCACUGCCUGGAGCAGGGAUACGCGGUGCUCCACCAGUGCAACUACGUGGUUCUGGACGAGGGCGACAGGAUGAUCGCGCUGGGUUUCGAGGAACAGGUGAUUGACGCCUUGGAAGCGAUGCCGUCGAGCAACAUGAAGCCCGAGAGCGAGGACGUGGAGCUGGAGGACAGGAUCUACCGGACGACGUACAUGUUCAGCGCGACGAUGCCGCCGGCGGUGGAGAGGCUGGCCAAGAAGUACCUGAGGAACCCGGUGGUGGUGACGAUCGAGGAGAUGAGCAAGCGCAUCAGCCAGAAGGUGAUGAUGGUGGACGAGGAGGAGAAGCCCAAGCGGCUGCGGCGGCUGCUGGACGAGCUGGGCGAGAUGUCGACGAUCGUGUUCGUCAACACCAAGAAGCAGGCGGACAAGGUGUCGAAGCAGCUCCACGACAUGGGGAUCAAGGUGGCGACCAUCCACGGCGGCAAGACGCAGCAGAAGCGGCAGACCAACUUCCAGGACUUUCGGAGCAAGCGGCGGAGCUGCCUCAUCGCGACGGACGUGGUGGGGCGCGGGAUCGACGUCCCGGACGUCGGGCACAUCGUCAACUACGACAUGCCGUCCACGGUGGAGAUGUAUAUCCAUCGCAUUGGGCGGACGGGGCGGGCGGGCAAGAGCGGCGCCGCCACCACCUUCCUGACGCUCAAUGACUCCGAGGUGUUCUACGAUCUCAAGCAGCUGUUAGUCCGGACCAAGAACCCGGUGCCGCCGGAGCUGGCCAGGCACGAAGCUGCCAAAGUCAAGGUUGCGAAAGCCGCCACAACUUCUGGAGCCGAGGAAGCUGAUGUAUCUGUCAAAGUUGCAGACUUUCUGGGUGAUUUGCUGGAUGCCUUGCUCCACCUCCACCUCAAACCUGGCCUUGCUUCGCUGGACUUCCGCGAAGAGAUCGCUCACUUCCAGUUGCGGGAACUCGUCGUCCGGGUCGUAAAUCUCCUCGUACUCGGACUCCAAGGGCUUGACGUACUGCGACGAUAUGUAAUCGAUGUGCUUCAUCGCCUCGAUUAUGCGCCGCAAGAACUUGCAGCGAUAGAAAAAACAAAUUGCCAGGGACCGAGACGAGCCCAAGUCGGAGAGAAUCCCUGCCAGGGCCGUGACGCCCUCGGAUGUCACGGUCUUGGCCAGGCAAUCCAGCGAAUUCCUGUAGCUCUGGCCGGCCUGGUUCAUCAUCCUCGUCUUGACAACGUCGGCCGGGCAGCUGAGCAGCGUGGCCGAGAGCCCCGAGAGCAGCGAUGCCAGAGUGUGCGCGAAAACGUUGUCCCCACAGACGCCAUUUUGUAUGAUUUUGUGCUUGGCCUGGUCGUAGCAAGCGAGCUCGCCCAUGUUGACGAGAAAGGCGCGCUGUGCGUUGGGGCCUACUCCCCUCCACAGCCCAAGCACGCCUUCGCUCGCGAUUAUUUUGUGGAAAGCGUCGGCGACGCUUGUGUACCUGGGAGCGUGGCCGAGCUUCACAAGUCGCCCGUCGGCUUGCAUCCGCACUUUUAUAAGGUCGGCGGGGCUCGCCACCACCUGCAUGCAUCGAAAACGAAGAAAGCUCCAUUACAACCACGAGCGAUCGACGAUCCCUCACCUUGGAGCUGGAGGCGCGUCUUGGUGAUGUCGAUCGGAAACGUCGCGGAUUCCGCCGCGAUCGCGGACGCCGCGGUGAGCGCCAGCCGCAUUCCAAAAUCGCGAUCCAUGCCCAAAAACCCUAACCCCCAAGAACAUGGGGAGAAUAUCCGCGCAUCUGCGCCUGCCAGCCGUUGGAUGCCGACGAGGAUGAGGCAAGAGCGAGGAGUGAUCAUAGCCAGGACGAGGAGGGCGAUGGAGGACGAAGACGAAGGAGGAGGAGAGGAGGAUUGCGAGGAGCAGCGGCAGCGACAGAAUCAAGCGGCGCCAGCGCUCUUCCUGUGCCCGAUCUCGCUGGAGAUCAUGCGCGACCCGGUGAUCGUGUGCACGGGCCAGACGUAUGAUCGCCCCAGCAUCGAGAAAUGGAUCCGCGAUGGCCACCGGAGCUGCCCCAUCACGAUGCUCCACCUCCACGAUCUCACGCUCAUCCCCAACAUCAUCGUCCGGCAGCUCAUCGAGGCGUGGUGCUCCAAGGAGGAAUCCGCCAGCGCCAUGUUUGCUCCUUCUCCUCCAUCGCCUCCUCCUCCGCCCUUCCUCCUCGCCCACCACGAUUUCUCGCCCCAGGAAUCGCUGGAUCUGGGCCGCCGCGAGCGAGUGCUCGGCCUCCUCCGCCGGAUCGCCAAGGGCCAGGACGUGAGGCAAUCGGUGGCGACGCUCAAAUCCAUGGCGAAAGAGGAGCUGUGUGGAUCGUCGCCCACGCCGCCCGAGGCCAAGAAGGUGUGUUCUUGCAUCGUGGAAGCCGGCGGCGCGCUGCUCAUGGCGUCCAUGCUGGCGGACGAGCUCAUACAGCACGGGACCGCGCUGCACGGGUCCCCGGACGGGUUCAUACAGCACGGUACCGCGCUGCACGGGGCACCGGACGGGUUUACCGCGCGGCACGAGGACAGCCCCUGCGAGGAGAUCAUGUCGCUGCUGGCGCUCCUGUGCCGCGGCGCGAGCCGGGAGGUGAUCGGCGCGGUGCUGUCGGAAUCGGGAGCGCUCCAGUGCGUCGUGUGUCACCUGGGCAGCGCCCAGAUCGACCUCGCGUCGCGGAUGAGCGCCGCGGUGCUACUCAAGCGGCUGCUGGCCACGGAGGAGAUGCGCGUCGAGGUCGGGCAAUCCACCCAAUUCUUCCACGGCCUGCUCGAUCUCAUCGAUUCCUCCUCCUCCAAGAAGGGCCUCGUCAAGCUCCUCCACCUCGCGUGCUCGCACAAGCCCAAUCGAUCCACAGCCGUGGAAGAAGGCGCGAUCCAGAUCCUCGUCAACCUCCUCCUCGCCGCCUCCUCGCCCCCAUCCUCCUCGUCCUCCUCCGGCGAGGACCGCGGGCUGGAGACAACCGAGCGCGCGCUGGCGACACUGGAGCAGCUGUGUACCGUGGAGCAGGGGCGCCGCGCGGUAUGCGAGAGUACCGCGGCGGUGCACUGCGCGGUACGGCUGCUGGUCGGGUACUCGAGGCCGGCGACCGAGCACGCGACGGGGCUGUUGCUGCUGGUUUGCCAGUCGGGCCCCGUCCAAGUGGUCCAGAUCGCCAUGAGAGCUGGGGCGCGCCGCCAGCUUCUACUGCUACUCCAGAGCGAUUGCACGGGACGGGCAAAGAAGAGGGCGCUGGAGCUCCUCAAGCUCUUCCACGCCAUCUUCUUCGUCCAGGGCGACGAGCACGCCUCCUCGGAUUUCAAGAAUGUGGAUCUCUACUGAUGCUCGCUCUCUAACUCGAGGCAAAGAUCUUAUAGAUCCGUGUGGGGUUCUUCUUCCUCCUCUCGACUCUUUCCAUCUCUUGGUUUUAUGGGAGGGAGGCCUCUCUCUCUCUCUCUCUCUCUCUCUCUCUCUCUUUUCCUCCUCGAGAAUGCGAUCGAGGAGGGAUAGUGGAGGAGGGAUUUGUUUUGGGUUUCCCAGGAGGUGUGAGAUCUGCAUUGAAUUGCCCACCAAAGAUCAGCAGCGGCGCAGCUCUGGAAGAAGAACUGAAAACGAGGCGCUCCGCGCGCCAGAUCUUCCUUUCUUUA